AUUUAGUAGGAGCUACCUUCGGUGGAUUUUUGGUGGCCAGCAGUGCUACAGUUGAAGUGUUGGCAUUAUUCUACCAAUUGAAUUGUCUACUUAAGCGAAACCACCUUCUCAGAUUCAAAGCAAAAGUGUUGAAUUCACGCGGUACAGUGCGCCGGCAAAGGAAUAAAACUAAAAAUUCUUACACUGAGGGAAUCAAGUAACUGCCUUCAAAAUGGUCAACGUUGUGGAUAGCGGCUCGAAGCAUGCGCCUCAGGAGAUGGAGCAGUUCCUUCCCGGGGAAGGCAAAGUGAUGUACAAGAUCCAGCCACGAAAAUCAGAUGCCGAGCAGGCCUUGGCCGGUGGAAGUGACUUUGAUCCUUUCGCCCUUCGCGAUAAUGAACAUCCCACAACGGACAAUGAAACUCUUACGCAUUUGCUUAAGGCCUCCCUGGGAACUGGCAUCCUGGGUAUGCCGUUUGCCUUUAUGUGCUCUGGACUCAUCACGGGUAUCUUCGCCACCAUCAUGACCGCCUUUAUCUGCACGCACUGCAGUUACGUGCUGGUAAAAUGCGGUCACAAGCUGUAUUACAGAACGCGACGCACCAAGAUGACAUUCGCUGAGAUUGCCGAGACUGCCUUCCAGAAGGGACCUAAAUGGUGCCGCGGAUUUGCUCCUGUGGCCAAGUUCUCGAUCCUGUUUGGUCUGUUCCUCACCUACUUCGGCACCUGCUCGGUCUACACCGUGAUUGUGGCCUCCAACUUUGAGCAAGUUAUCGAGCACUGGACUGGCAAUCAUGUAUCCCUUCGGUUGAUCAUCUGCGCCCUGCUCAUUCCCCUCAUCCUGAUCGCCUGGGUGCCGAAUCUCAAAUACCUGGCACCCGUCUCCAUGGUGGCCAAUGUGUUCAUGGGCCUGGGACUCGCUAUCACCUUUUACUACCUGGUGCAGGACCUGCCGCCUCUAGAGCAACGCGAGUACUCCGUGAUGAGCACACUGCCGCAGUUCUUCUCGAUCACCAUCUUCGCCAUGGAAGCCAUUGGCGUGGUAAUGCCCCUGGAGAACAACAUGAAGACGCCUCAGAGCUUCUUGGGCAUCUGCGGAGUCCUCAGCCAGGGAAUGUCGGGUGUGACCCUGAUCUACAUGCUGCUGGGUUUCCUCGGCUAUCUGCACUACGGAGAUAGAACCGAGGAGAGCAUCGCCCUCAAUCUGCCCAUCGAGGAGUGGCCCGCCCAGGCGGUGAAGGUCCUCAUUUCCCUGGCCGUUUACUGCACCUUCGGUCUGCAGUUCUUUGUGUGCCUGGAAAUUGUCUGGGAUGGAAUCAAGGAGAAGUGCACAAAACGGCCCCUUGUGGUCAACUACGUCCUGCGUACAGUGAUGGUGACGGCGGCUGUGGUCCUGGCUGUGGCAGUGCCAACAAUAGGACCUUUCAUGGGCCUCAUCGGUGCCUUCUGCUUCUCCAUUCUGGGACUCAUUUUCCCGGUCAUGAUCGAACUGAUAGUUCACUGGGAGGAUGGCUUCGGCAAAUACAAUUGGAUUCUGUGGAAGAAUAUCCUCAUUACCAUCUGCGGAGUUGGAUGCCUGUUCUUCGGCUCCCAGGCCGCCAUCAAGGACAUUAUCAAGACGUACACAGAUGCGCCACCCAAAUAAGAGAUCCCACAAAAUGUUUGGGGGGAAGAAUAAUCUCGCUCACACAUGAAGCAAAAAAAAAACCUGAAGGUUUUGAAUGGAUGGAGAGAUCGUGCUAUGCCCGUGUUAUGUCGUAUAUUUAUUAUAUACACAUACUAUAUACAUACUAUAUACAAGAAUAGGAAAUACUACUUCAGUUCGAGACGAUUUUUGAGAAGGAGAUUGAGGCUCCGCUUCCUAGAGCUCAUCUAACUAUUGUUAGAUGUAAAACCGCGCCCACACAUUUUGUACAUUUCUUAGUGUCUGUUGCUUAGUGUCUGUUUGAGAACCGAAGAGGGAUUUACUAACCAUUGAACGAGUGCCUACUAUUAAGCACCAACUUGCCCACAGCACCAACUAUUCAGAGUUUUAUCUAACACGUUUUAGUAAUACACUUCCCAUUAUAUUAAAGUUAGUGGAUAGGCUAUAUUUUUUAUAGGUACGUCCCGAAGAAUUGGAACUGCAACUGUUCUAAGUGCACUUCACUCGUUCGCCUAAAUGAAUAGAAAGAAUAUUGAAAUUAGUUUCCUAUUGAUUGUUGUACGCUUUGGUACAAAUUUAAAACAAAAAAAGACUUUGUUAGCACCCGGUUCU
Messenger RNA from Drosophila bipectinata, 2236 nucleotides. It is a transcript of the gene path, whose product is annotated as solute carrier family 36 member pathetic. Gene Ontology annotation, biological process: amino acid transmembrane transport. Gene Ontology annotation, molecular function: L-amino acid transmembrane transporter activity. Lineage: Eukaryota; Metazoa; Arthropoda; Insecta; Diptera; Drosophilidae. The record is from RefSeq and is a predicted model, not a curated record.